AUGUGGGCCCCUGACUUGGGGCCCCUAAACGAGGGGGCCCCCUGGGCAGGGUACUCUGGGGUCCCCCCGGAGGGGGCCCCCCUUGAAGGGGGCCCCCCAGAGGAGAUCCCCGCUGAAGGGGCCCCUCCAGGGGGGCCCCCCUUUGAAGGGGGCCCCUCAAAGGGGGGGCCCCCCUCAGGGGGGCCCCCCUCUAGGGGCCCUUCAGCUGAGCUGGGGGCCCCUCCAGAGGGGCCCCCUUCUAGGGGCCCUUCAGGUGAGCUGGGGGCCCCUCCAGAGGGGCCCCCCUCUAGGGGCCCUUCAGCUGAGCUGGGAACCCCUCCAGAGGGGCCCCCAGCAGCAGCAGUACCCUCUCGUGAGUCUUACGAAGAGCCAGGGGGCCCCCAAGGGGCCCCUGCAGCACCUUCGGACGCGGACAGCCCCCAGGGGGGCCCGCCUGAGGGCUCUGUUGGGGGCCCCGAGGGGGGCCCCGAGGGGGGCCCCCCUGGGGGCCCCCUUGGGGGCCCCCAAAGGGCCUCAGGCACACUUGAUGCUACAAUUCGGCAAUCCCCAGGAGGGUCUGGGAGUUGGGGGCCCCCGGGGGGCCCCCAGGGGGCCCCCGGGAGCCCCCAAAGAAGCACUUCAGGGGGCCUCGAGGGGCCCCGCAGAAGUACCUCUGGGGGCCCCCAGGGGCCCCUAAGGUGUACCUCUGGGGGCCCCGAGGGGCCCCUCGACCUCGAGGGGGGCCCCCCGGAAAUUGAGAAAGAAACAAUUCGGAGAAAGAGCAGCAAGGGGGCCCACUUUGCUGACUACCCUGUGGAGGAGUCCCCAGCAGCAGCAGCAGCAGCAGCAGCAGCAGCAGAACAUGAAGCAGCAGCACCAAAGACCGUCAAGGUUUUAAUUGAUGAGGGUUUUUAUGCCGACAAAAAUGAAGAGCAGCAAAACAGAAGGAGUCUCCGAAUUCCCAACUUUCUCGCCGAACAAGCUUUAGCAACAGGCACGCAGGAGGACGAGGGUUUUCGGAAGGAGAAGAUGGAAGUGGUGUCCUUUUCUGCGGGGAGAGUUCUUGAUGCUGCAACAAUUAAAAAAGAAAAUUUAAAAAUAAAAAAAGAAAUUAAAUUCAUUCCCGAAGAAGCCGCCAAGGCCUACAUCACUCGCCUCGUUUCCGAGAUGGACAAACUCAAAAAACAGGCCCGCAAACCCUAA
This is a messenger RNA of Eimeria tenella, 1182 nucleotides long. RefSeq lists its product as uncharacterized. Lineage: Eukaryota; Apicomplexa; Conoidasida; Eucoccidiorida; Eimeriidae. The record is from RefSeq and is a predicted model, not a curated record. The coding region runs from base 1 to 1182 and encodes 393 amino acids. The transcript is spliced from 2 exons.